UCACACGCGUUUGAGCGACGCCAGGCUACGCGCGCUGCACACACCAUCUUGUUACUGUAUCGUGACGGUAUCCGCUGGCUGCCUGUACUCUAUACCUUUUGACCUAGCAUCGCAUGCGCGAAACAUGGGCAGGCUGCUGCUCACAAGCGGGCAGGUGUCCGUCAUCCUGUCCGCCAUCAUCAUCUCCGCAUUCACAUUCGCGCUGUUCCUCUCCGGCUAUGUGCUGCAACAGCGCUAUGUCCACAAUCUCCAGGCGGUAAUCAAGCCGCGCAUACCAAAACCACUGCCUGUACCCAAGGCAGUCGAACCGCCGACCCUCGAUGAGAAGUGGGCGCGACCUGUGGGCGGCGGGCGGCAAGUCGAGGACACAGUGGCGCAGUACAUGGGCGGGCAGGAGCUGGACUGGAGCAGACUGGGCUACGUGCAGGUGGUGCGGGAACACGUCGAGCUGUGCAGCGCCGUGAUGCUGCUGUCCGACUUGCACAAGAUGAAGAGCCCGGCAAGGAGGGUGCUGGUGUUCCCGAAGCUGUGGCUGCAGGAGGCAGACGACGACAAGUACAGCGCCGAGAUGUCGACGACACGGAGACUACUUGGCACUGCGGCGCGGCGGUACGGAGUCACGCUGAUUCCCAUGGAGCCCAUGCUCGACGGCGCAGACGGCACGCUGCCCUCGUCGUACUCGCUGGCCAGUCUGUACUCGCUGGUCGACUACGAGCGGCUCAUGUACCUGCAGGGCCCUGGCGUGCUGCUCGACGCCUCGUCGCUGGACUCGCUGCUCGCAUUCUCAAAGUCGGAGCCCAUGGCCGCCUACCCAGCGUCCCCAGAGAGAAAGGACAUGUCCAUGUCGCUCCUCAUGAUCCACCCAACGCAGGCCUCGUUCCAGCAGCUCAAAGCGCUGCGCUCGGCGAAACCCACGUCAGACCUCGACCUCUUCCGCGCGACCUUUAGCGUGCCCUCGUCGCUCAUGUCAGAAUGGUCGCUCUCCAUGGGCAACGUCGUGUACGAGUCACGUGACCUGCGCAGCGUGCCCGCCAGCUUCAACGCCACGGCCUUCGAGCAGGCGACGACGUUUGUGCGGCUAUCGGACCCAGAGAUGCCAGGCCCAGAGUACGACGUGCCGUACAGCACGCGGCUCAGGCUGCGGCCGCAGAACGAGCAGGCCCAGGAGGCGUGGAGCCGGCUGUACGAGCGGUUCAGACAGCAGCGCAUGGAGGUGUGCGGGCUAGAUCUCGAGUACUACAGCCCGCUGGUGCUGGCGGGGCUGGGUCAGGAGCUGAGCGACGAGCUGUGAGGCAUAUACAAGCAGUGCUGCAGUAAUGAUGAGACGAAUGUACGGUUGUAUUUUUAGUUGACUAGUUAUCCACAGUGAGCAUUGGAU
Messenger RNA from Didymella exigua CBS 183.55, 1378 nucleotides. Its product is annotated as glycosyltransferase family 8 protein. Bases 125 to 1291 code for a protein of 388 amino acids. The record is from RefSeq and is a predicted model, not a curated record. Lineage: Eukaryota; Fungi; Ascomycota; Dothideomycetes; Pleosporales; Didymellaceae. The transcript is spliced from 2 exons.